AUGUCUGACAACAAGACCACCAAGGAGACCGCCGCCGCCGAGAACGCGGACGCAACAUAUACACGCCACUUUAGCGAUUUCGUCUCGAGCUGCGGACAAGUCGGCGGUGAAGUCGCUUGGACUACCAUUGCCGAGCUGCUUGAUCGGUACAAUGUACCUGUUCUCUAUCGCGUGUAUGCGCACAUGGUACUUGCCCAUGGGCCCUCGAACAGACUCUACCAUGCAGAAAAAGCCGUCGAACAUGCUGAGUGGGAUGUGCGCAAUUUUGGCGACCGGUGUGGCGGCCUGGAGCUGAUCGCUCUCGCCAAACGGACACUCGAGGAUCUUCUUGAGAGCGAGCCAAUCUGCCACACUGAACAGGGCAUCACUGGCCACGAUGGAAAUUGA
Molecule: messenger RNA, 387 nt
Organism: Aureobasidium pullulans EXF-150
Lineage: Eukaryota; Fungi; Ascomycota; Dothideomycetes; Dothideales; Saccotheciaceae
Exons: 2
Coding region: 1-387 (128 amino acids)
Source: RefSeq, a predicted model, not a curated record